This is a messenger RNA of Diabrotica balteata, 204 nucleotides long. The record is from the annotation of a GenBank genome assembly. NCBI's taxonomy places the organism in Eukaryota, Metazoa, Arthropoda, Insecta, Coleoptera, Chrysomelidae.
AUGAAAUGGAAACGUAGUAAAAAGGCCCAUCAAGAAGCCAAGUCAUCCAAAGAACCUUCGGAGAGUAAAUCACAACCUGUAAGCUGCUUCAAAUCGUGUUCUUCGAGUUCCGAAACAACAGAAUGUACUACUACAACGGAAAUGUGCCAACCCUCAAAAAGGACUGAGGAAAACGAAUCUCUCUAUAGGCCAUACGUUGUUUAG